GAAAAGCAUGCCAUCCACUCAUCCAGAAAAGAUACGGGAAGGUAAAGCGCCGCGAAGAUCGCGAUACGGCUGCCGGAAUUGCAAGCUCCGCAAACUGAAGUGCGACGAAGCCAAACCGCAGUGCAAGAGAUGUUGUUCCUUCGGGCUCCUAUGCAACUUCGUCUCGAACGUCCCGGAUCUGCAGCCCGUCGCUGCAGACACAGGGCGAAAAUGGGUGGACCGGGGAAGAGGAAACGUCGCGCUUCAGCCGGCUCUCACCCAUGCGGUUUGGACGUCCGACGCAUCGACGUGUUAUCACUUGGACGCAAGGUCUCAGGAUCUAGUAUAUCGAUAUCUGGGAUGCAGUCUGAUUACACCGGCCGAUCCGGGUAUGAGGGAGGUUAAUCGUGGGCUGCUGGGGUUGGCGUUUGAUCACCCCUACCUAAUGCACGCCUCUCUAGCAAUAGCCCUCACCUACGACCGCCACCUCAACGGCCCCCUGACCCACCACCACAAAAUAGAAGAAUACUACCACCGCUCCCAAAGCACCAUCCUCCUAAACAACCAGCUCCAGCUCCAGCUGCAGUCCCCUCUCCCGCUUUCAUCCAAAACCAAAGACGCAAUCUGGGGCACAGCCGCCGCCCAAACAAUCCUCACCUUCUCAUAUCCCCCGCCCCUGACAGCACUAUGCGCCCUCACGCCCUCCUCAACCGCAGAGUCCAGUCCGUAUUUUCUCCCCGCGCACGCGCUAGCCCAGAUCCUGCGUCCGGAUAAUCAGGUCACGGUGGUCCACGUGCAGUUGUUCAUGGGGAGUAUACAUAACCAGAAAUUGAUGGAUUUGCUGCGCGGGAAGGAUCGGGUGGCGCUGGCGUUGCUGUAUUUGUGGUAUCGGAGGGUGGGGAGGUGCGUUUGGUGGGUUGGCAUGAGGGCAAGGGUGGAGGGGAGGGCGAUUGGCGAGUUUUUGAUGAGGCGGGAGGAUGGGGAUGGGGUGCAACUGCUGUUGCCCGACUAA
Molecule: messenger RNA, 991 nt
Organism: Aspergillus heteromorphus CBS 117.55
Lineage: Eukaryota; Fungi; Ascomycota; Eurotiomycetes; Eurotiales; Aspergillaceae
Product: Zn(II)2Cys6 transcription factor domain-containing protein
Exons: 5
Coding region: 8-991 (327 amino acids)
Biological process (GO): regulation of transcription by RNA polymerase II
Molecular function (GO): zinc ion binding; DNA-binding transcription activator activity, RNA polymerase II-specific
Source: RefSeq, a predicted model, not a curated record